AUGCAUCUCAUCCUCGCCGGAGCCACAGGGCUCGUGGGCUCGGCCGCGCUCGACGCCAUGCUCAAGAUAUCCGAUGUCACACGCAUCUCCAUCCUAAGUCGGCGUCCGGUGCCAAUGGCCGAAGCAGCCAACGACGCUCGCAUCAACGUCGUUAUCCACACGGACUUCUCAUCAUACGACAGCAAUGUUCUCCAAAAACUCAGCGACGCCGACGGCUGCGUGUGGGCCCUGGGCAUCAGCCAAACCCUCGUCGGCAAAGAAGAAUACAUCAAGAUCACUAAAGACUAUGCCGUCGCUGCGGCCGAAGCCUUCCAGAACAUCCCCUCCACGACCAAAAAACCCUUCAACUUCGUCUACGUCUCCGGCCGUGGCGCGACCUUCACCCCAGGUCUCAUGACGCCGCUCUACGGCCGCGUCAAGGGCGAGACGGAGCUUCUGCUGGCCGAGAUGCGCCGCAAAAACCCCGACUUCCGCGCUGCCACGGUGCGCCCCGCGUGGGUGGACGACGCCGACCACGCCGCCAUCAAGCCCUACAUACCGGGCGACAAGGGGUUCGUGCUUAGGAGCAUCACGGUGGGCGUGCUGGGGCCCGUCGUGCGAGUGGCCAACAAGGCUUCGUGGUCGCCGACGGGGCCGCUGGGCGUGCUGUUGACGGAAAUGGCCUUGGGGCGGUUCGACGAUGAGCAGGCGUGUGCAGGCAAGGGGUAUCACACGCUGGAUGGGGGGUUUAAGGUUGUUGACAAUGUGGGGAUGCGGAGGUUGGGCGGGUGGGACGAGAAGAAGUGA
This is a messenger RNA of Lasiosphaeria miniovina, 786 nucleotides long. Its product is annotated as nucleoside-diphosphate-sugar epimerase. The transcript has 2 exons. Lineage: Eukaryota; Fungi; Ascomycota; Sordariomycetes; Sordariales; Lasiosphaeriaceae. The record is from RefSeq and is a predicted model, not a curated record. The coding region runs from base 1 to 786 and encodes 261 amino acids.